Oncorhynchus kisutch (coho salmon) is the source of this 3933-nucleotide messenger RNA. Its product is annotated as E3 ubiquitin-protein transferase RMND5B-like. The transcript is spliced from 10 exons. Gene Ontology annotation, molecular function: protein binding; ubiquitin protein ligase activity. Gene Ontology annotation, cellular component: nucleus; cytoplasm; GID complex. Gene Ontology annotation, biological process: proteasome-mediated ubiquitin-dependent protein catabolic process. The record is from RefSeq and is a predicted model, not a curated record. Bases 1266 to 2441 code for a protein of 391 amino acids. NCBI's taxonomy places the organism in Eukaryota, Metazoa, Chordata, Actinopteri, Salmoniformes, Salmonidae.
GCAGAUCGAAGGACGACUGGUGGAGAAUAGCUGUCACGACAGGCAAGUGGUGUUUAUGUUGACGUUUUAUGUUGUUAUUUUAAUUUAUUUUGAUAUUUUCUGACAUGUCGUUGAUAGAUUUGAGAAUUGAAAAAAGUAUUUGGUCAAUCUGGCUAUCUUUCUAACUAUACAAUCAAUUAAAAUACACCAUUAUAGACAAGUCAAACAAACAGCUUCGGUCCAUGCUAGGUUUACAUUACCGUUAGCUAGCUGUUUGUUUACGUUAUGCGACAAACGUAGCAAGCUAACUUACUCACCAACAUGUCUCAGUUGCCAUUAGGAUUUCUCGCUGUAUGAUAAUCGCCAUUGUAACCAAGUGGUGUUUGAUACGACGUCUUAUACAGCUAGAUAACCAGCUACGCUAGCUGGCUUGGUACUGUUAAUAUUGUUGUGGAUAUAGCUAGCGUAGCUAACUUGCUAUUUGCUACCAUAGCUGUUAUCAGAGAUUUGUUGUCAGUUUAGUAAGUAACAAGAACAUAGCUGGCUAUAUUGUUAGUCUUUAGCUAGCUACUUGACUCAAACAAAGUGUCAGCAAACGGUUUGACUAGUUAGCAUACCGUUCAAACUCUGUUUUGCAGUCGAAUGUCAUUGUUUGAGGGCUUGAGGCUAUGGACAGGGCCUAUUAGCUUCAGCGAGCAAAGCAGUUCCAAAAGUAGCCACUGGUUUACAGUAGGUUUAGCUUCGUACUAUAGCUAUUUUUAUAUUUGUCAGAUGAAAAAUUCAAAAGAGAAGUUUUUAUAUUUUAGGAAGAGAAGAGGAAAGUUGCUAAGCAAUGUUUUUCAAAUGUAUACAGCAGGAAUGCCUAAUUUGUCAAUGAGACCAAAACAUCCAGGCCUAACAACUGUUCUGCACUUGUUGAUCUAGAAUAGACUGUUCUUUCAUAUUUUCUGUUGCCUGUCAAUGAUUAUGAAUACUGUGCCAUUGCACACUUUAGGCUCUAGCAAAUCUGAUUCAACUAAUAAAGGAUUUUGUUGACCAGUUUGGCUAAAUCAGUUAUACCAGUAGUGAAACAAAACUGUAGGGGUUAUGGGAGGAUUGCAAAAUGUUGAGCUAUUGUCUGUGACCUUGUUGAGUGGUUCUCAAACCUCUACUCGGGGACCCCUAGUUGUUCUAUGUAUUUGCUAUAUUCCAGAGCUAGCACACCUGAUUCAACCUGUCAACGAAACAUCAAGCCCUUGACUAGGUGAUUCAGGUGGUAGUGAAUGCGGUAGAGUCCCAGUCUAGGUAUGGAGCAGUGUGCGUGUGUGGAGCGGGAGCUGGAGAAGGUGCUCCAUAGGUUCGUCAUGUACGGACACCAGUCAGAGGAACGUCUGGACGAACUACUACGCAGCGUCUGUGAGCUACGGGGACAGCUGGUUACAUUCGGGGUACAAGAUGCAGAUCUUUCGGUGCUGUCGCAGACCAUGGCCCAGUGUUGUAAGAACAUUAAAGAAACAGUACAGCUGCUGGCCUCCAGACACAAGGACAUCCACGGCAGUGUCUCCAAAGUCGGCAAAGCUAUCGACAGGAACUUUGAUGCAGAGGUGAGUGCAGUGGUAGCAGAGACCGUGUGGGACUCACCUGAGAGACAGAAGUACCUGAGUGAGACCAUUGUGGAACACCUGUACAGACAAGGCAUGCUGAGUGUGGCAGAGGACCUAUGUCAGGAGUCUGGAGUAGUGAUUGACAUGAGCAUGAAGCAGCCGUUCUUGGAACUCAACAGGAUCCUGGAGGCCUUGAGGAUGCAGGACCUCAGACCAGCACUAGAGUGGGCAGUAACAAACCGGCAGCGCCUUCUGGACCUGAACAGUACCCUGGAGUUCAAGCUGCACCGCCUCUACUUCAUCAGCCUGUUAAACGGAGGCAUCACCAACCAGCUGGAGGCGCUACAGUACGCCAGGCACUUCCAGCCCUUCGCCUCACAGCACCAGAGAGACAUCCAGAUCCUCAUGGGUAGUCUGGUGUACCUGCGGCACGGCAUAGAGAACUCUCCCUACCGCUCUCUGCUAGAGACCAACCAAUGGGCUGACAUCUGUAACAGCUUCACCAGGGACGCCUGCGCUCUGCUGGGGCUAUCUGUAGAGUCACCUCUCAGUGUCAGUUUUGCGUCAGGCUGCAUGGCUCUGCCCGUCCUGAUGAACAUCAAACAGGUGAUUGAACAGAGACAGUGUAGUGGAGUCUGGACACACAAGGACGAGCUGCCUAUUGAGAUAGAUCUGGGGAAGAAGUGCUGGUACCACUCUGUGUUCGCCUGUCCCAUCCUCCGACAGCAGACGUCAGAGAGCAACCCUCCCAUGAAGCUCAUCUGUGGACACGUCAUCUCCAGAGACGCCCUCAACAAACUCACCAACGCUGGAAAACUGAAAUGUCCCUACUGUCCCAUGGAGCAGAACCCGUCAGAUGCCAAGCAGAUCUUCUUUUGAUCCCCCAUCCUGUUUCCUGAAACCCCCUGGAAACCCCCAGGCAAAGUGGAGCUCCUUUGAGCUACAGUAGCGACCUGCUACCCCAGGACCCCUGUAAAUCCCCCAUCCUACCUCCUGAGAGAGGGAUCUCAAAAGGAUCAUUCAUUCAUUGACACUCAUUUGCAGCUGCCCGCAGAACUUAUAGGCUAAUAGGCUAAUUCUUGUUAAGGAUGUGAUGAUGCGUUAUCAUGGGGUAUCAAGUUGAGUUGUAGAGUUUUUGGACGACUGCUCUGUUCCUUGUUUCUUUCCUCUAUAUAUCCAUCUGUAGGCUUUCCUCAGAACACAGAAUCCUCUAUAUCCAUCUGUAGGCUUUCCUCAGAACACAGAAUCCUCUAUAUAUCCAUCUGUAGGCUUUCCUCAGAACACAGAAUCCUCUAUAUAUCCAUCUGUAGGCUUUCCUCUAGAACACAGAAUCCUCUAUAUAUCCAUCUGUAGGCUUUCCUCAGAACACAGAAUCCUCUAUAUAUCCAUCUGUAGGCUUUCCUCAGAACACAGAAUCCUCUAUAUAUCCAUCUGUAGGCUUUCCUCAGAACACAGAAUGGUCGGUUGAAUGGAUGUUAGGUGAUGUGACAUUAUGGUUUUUAGGAAGUUGUCUGAUUUCAGGAGAGUAUUUAAACUUCUAUAUUACAGAGGUAAAGCUAAGUGGCCUCUGAGAAAGUAUAUUCACAUAUAUAUUGUAUUGAGAGGUUGUGAUUGGCUGAUAGGUUGAGGUGACCGUGGUUACAGUUUGUGAAUGGAACACUGAUUGUAAAAAAAGUAAAAUCUUGCCUAUUGGCUAUGAUGUAAUAAAGGCCCUGAUUGGUUGAAAGUCACUAUGGGUUACAGUACAUGUAUGUGUGAUGAUCAGCAGUUGUGAUCAUGGAGAGGUCGAGGGUCAAAUGGCUGAUUGAUUUUGCAACUGCCUCCAAUAACAAUAAUUUUCCUGUUUCUCGUUCUGUGUAGGCCGACGUAUUUAACAAAAACAAAUGAUACUACUGUGAAGUCUGCUUUAGUUUUUAUUUAUCAUCGCUAGAAUCAAGUCUCCUGUAAAAUAGUGAAACCUUAUGUAACUUUAUACCUUUUUAUGAAAUAUCAUUCUGACACAAAAUAGCAACAUCAGUAUUGGAUCCAUGAUCAAAUCCUUCUCCUUGGACCAAAUGGAUAGCUCCCAGUCCAUGACAUGGUGAUGUCAUACCAGUCCAUGAAAUGGUGAUGUCAUACCAGCCCAUGAAAUGGUGAUGUCAUACCAGCCCAUGAAAUGGUGAUGUCAUACCAGCCCAUGAAAUGGUGAUGUCAGCAAGGUCUGCACCAGCAUAUCUUUAACAGCUGACACAUGGUAGCAGUCAGCCAUUAUAUCAACUCUGCACUGAUCUCCAGUCAGAAUGAAUGAUGGUAACAGGUCUUUAUUUGUGCGUACACGUUUAUUUUGUGUUUAGUUGAUUUGACAUUUUAUUUCCUGCUUUUGGUUGACAAU